AUUAAAUGAAAUAAUACUUUCACAACUAUCAUUAAAAGCGUACUAGGGCACUAGAAAUGGUAACUUAUAACGUUAUAAAUCAAGUUGGUUUCUGCUAUUGGAAUCGAUGCAAAUACGAAUAUUUUUAAAGGCUUGUCUCUAUUUCCAAGCAUCCUUAUUCUGAGCAAACGGUUAAUGACUUUGUUGAUGUUAGCCUAGUAAUAAAGGCAUUCCGUUGAGGUGGAACAAUUUGAUUGUAUAAACUUGUAACUAGUUCCAUUCACUUGGAGUAUCGUGGCGUUGGUGCGUGCGUAGUAAAAGGAUACCAGUUCAUCCGCCUAACGCCAAAUCGUAAAGAGUGUGUGUGUGUGUACUCUUGCUCUGAGAUUCGUAUGGAAAAUACCAAUACAUCUUUCUGUGUGUGCGCAUCGCAUUUAGUAUGUGAUUCGCUCUACAUAGGAAUCUUCCACAUAUCUAUUCUAAGAGGCGUGGUAUAUACUCAAAUAUAACCGGCGUUUCUCAAGAUUGUCAACGCAUACCAUUUGUUCAAUCGCCUGAAUGAAGAUGACGUCACAAUUUGUCACGCUCGUGAUAGCGGUAAUCGUCUGCUCUUUCGCAGUCGUGAAUGCACAAAACAAUACAGAUUCGAAUAAUGCUACCGAUGCCCCCAGCCCGGUAACGCAACCCCCUUCGACCCCCCGACCACCCGUUUCAUCGGCACCCCCUCCCAAUGAAGGGACUACGGCAGCAGCAGGCACUGUUACCUAUGCACCUGUAGACGGAGACGAUGGCAAUAAUAUGGACGGCGAUGGUGAUGGUGAUGGUAUGGAGGGCGACGGCGAUAUGGACGGACAUAAAGGAUACGAUGAUGACGAUAAAGACGGAGGUGGAUUGAAUGAUGGUCAAAUAGCUCUUGCCAUUAUUGCAACUUUACUUAUUUUGGGAACUUUGGGGACCUUUUUGGGACUGUGUUACUGGAAAUACAGGGGAACUUCAUACGUCACGGUCACUUCAGAGACGACAUACAAGCAAUAGUACCAACUCUAUCCCCUUAUUAUUCAACAAUUUCAGUAUAUUAUGGUAUCGCGUGUAGCAAUAACGUCAUCAAUAAAAAACAGAUCUAUUUGGUCAAUAUAUACGUUGUACAUUAUAAGCGUCUUUCUGUAAUCAUUUAAUACAAGAUAAGUUGCCUUGCGAUAAACGGAACAUUUCCAAUUUAAGUUGGAGAUUAGAAAACCGAAAGCGUUCCAAUCAUUUUUUACCUGAUGUUCUUGUGUGGCCGCCAGCAGUGACCCUUGUUUCUAAUUUCUUUACAUUGCUAAUUUGCAAUGAGUGACCCGAAAUCCAAAUUUAAAUUUAAAAUGUUAAUAUAAUAGGAGUUAGAAACCAAUCUUUCUCAAUCAUUUUGGGGAUUGGUCGCCAAGCACGGUCGCAUAGAUCUAUUCCGAUCCAAGGAAUUUCGAGAGUUUAUCCGAGGGGUUUCGUUGGAACUAUCUGUAUGUUUGUAUACAAAGUGCUGGUUGGUCAAUUGAAAUUGUUGUCGAUACAGUAACUCCUAAUCGGUAUUGCUUGCUGGAAAGUUUCAUCUAUCACUUCCAGGACUGAUCACUUCGGCAACUUCGAUGUAAUAUCAUUUCCAUUAAAAAGGGUAGUUGUGGCUUUUUCACAUAAACAAUAACGUGACAGAAUAAUUAAUUUCUUGAUAUUCAUAUCAAUACAUUCGUAUGGGAACUCAGAGUUAGGGUCUUUAGUGCGAAUAAUUCAAGUGUUCGCCAAAUAAGGCCGCUACGAUUUAAGAGCUGUUAUAACUCUACUUUCUAGUACUAAUUUACACUUAACUUUUCAUAAUAUUGUGGAGUUCACGAUGAUCAUCUCUUAUGUAUUCCGAUUUAAAACAAAGAGGCUUAUUGUACUUAUUAAUAUUAUAUUGUUAAAAUAGUGUUGAAUGCAGCCUUUAAGUAUUUCUCAUCAAUUGAAUAUUUUAUGAUAUUAGCCGUAGUUGUUUCGUCGGGUAGAAACUGACUUUAAAAAAUACAUAUGAUAAAAAAUGAACAACAACAAAAGUCCAUGUACCAUGAUUUUAGCAAUAUUUUGUGUCUAUGUUGAGCUGUGAAUGAAUUGCUAGAAUGCAAUUUGAUACAAGUCGGUGCUGUGUAUACCAUCAAAAUGUAUCGGUUAAUUUUUAAAGGAUAUGUAUAUGGUGUAGAACUACUUCUCGGCAUUUGUGGAAUCUUUCGUAAGCAGGCGCCAGACGAUUGUUUUGUGCCUGCAAACACCCUAACUAUCAGUGAUUAAAAAGAAUAACAUGGCAGGAAAAAGGGAGCAUAUUACAGAGCAAAAUUGGUUGCCUUGGGUCGGGUGUUUUAAGAAGCAAAUGGUCGAAGUCCAACAUUCGUAAACUCUGGUCGGCGGAAGUAAAAAUAUAACUUAAAAAUAGCUUUUGGAGAUAAUAAGUAUGACGCUUUCAAACCUUAAUUAUCUUUAAAGCCCCCCCCCCAAAAAAAAGCAGAUAUUUAAGUGAAUGGAGCGUGACAGUCACAAUGUUGGAUUCAUUGUUUGCGAGAUACUAAUCUUUCAUGACAUCAAUAGACGUCGUAGUAAAAUUACAUUCAUUUUGUCAUCACAUCAUUGAUCCUUACAUGUAGUUUUCGUAUUUUUUAUGAGUUUAUUCCUGAAUAAAAUGUAUGUCUUAUAUAUUCACACUAGGUAGUGUUGAAAAUAUGAUAUUUGUAGUUUAUUAGUUUAAACAUGCAGACGCACAAUGCGUCAAAACGGUGCACUUGCAACCGGCUUUAAGCUUGAUCGAACAAACCAGUAAAGGUAUCAUUAUGGACGUUCUUAUUUUCUUAAUAUCCAAUCAAACAAAUCUUGUUUUUUAUCUAUCAAAUAUACCUGAAACUAAAUAUUCAUUUCCUAAAGCCAUAUAAUCGUGUUUAAAGAUAUACCGCACAGAUAUUGUAUCGAUGUUGAAAAUAGUAUAUGUUUUCAUGUUGUAGACUUUUAUAGAGUUUAAACUUGUUUAUUAUAGAGUUUUAAACACAUGUUUGCUCUCAGGUCUUCUUGGUUAUCUUUUGAUUUCUUCAGGGGCGACACCGGGGUGGGGGGGGGGGGGCAGGGAGAGGCAACCCAUUUGAUUUUUAAAAUAUAUAGUGAAAGGGAGAAAAAGAAUAAGCGAAGAAAGAUAAAACGAGAGGUAUAGGUCGUUGAACUAAAUAUUUCAACUAUAAUUCAAUCAAGAAAAUAUGUCGCUUGCCCCCCCCCCCACCCACUCUCUCAUUAAAAUAUCCUGGCGCUGCCUUGUGCUUCCUGCAUGGCCAAAUUAAAACUUUAAAUACUCAUGUACUCAUUCAUUAUAAUGACAUUCGUAUCUUAGAUUUCCUAUGUAAAUACUAAUUUUGAUAGCUAAUUAUAAUAAUGCCCAUUGAUGUACAGUUUAUCCAUUUGAUUUUAUUCUAUAUCAGAUCACUGACUGCUCACACGUUAUAGCUUGUAAGAAAAAAUAUAACUACAAUAAUAUAUGCAUGUACAUAUUUCAUCAUAUUUGAAUACGGAGUCAAAUAAUUUGCCUUACGUAUAUACAUAGGCCUAAUUAUUGAAGUAGGCAUAUUACAAGUACCACUGGUAUUUUUUAUUCUUCACUACUUUUCCGUUGAAAGAAGAUAAGUUUUCUCAGUAAUGGGCCCGACUUUACUUUUAUGCAUGAUGCUCUAAAUUAUAAUUUACAAUAACGAAGCCUAAACCUCUUAUUGCCUCCAAAUUAGCAUGACGAACUAGGCAUUAGUAGCCACUCAUUUAUUGACUUAAACUUGUAGUAAAUUUACUCAGGAUUAGAUGUAUUUUGACUGGUUUCGUAUAAGUUAUAUUUAACUCAUCUUUUAAAUAGUCGCUCUGAAAACUUAGUUUAUCAAAACCGAUGAGCCCAUUUCAUGAAGACUUAUUUACGAUUAUGGUUGCUUUGUCAUUAGCUGAAAACAAGGAUUUGUAGGCUGUGUUACCAUGGUAAUUGCAAAGAUUGCAUCGUGAGGGAGUUUUAAUAAUCGUAUAGAAACGGGCCCAGCCGUUAUCUGUGAGUUGAUUUCGAUCGAUAUUCAUUUUUUAACCUCUAAAAAUUGAUAUUGUGAUCGAUCAAAAUAUUUUGAACAACUAUGUGUGUGACUGCUCAGCUGUAUAUCGUCGUAGAUUAUGAUAGUAGAGUUAUCAAAUAGAAUGUCGGAGUUUUUAAAUUUCAAAUAAAUUGUGGACCUUUUGCCUACCUUUGAA
Molecule: messenger RNA, 4239 nt
Organism: Lytechinus pictus (painted urchin)
Lineage: Eukaryota; Metazoa; Echinodermata; Echinoidea; Temnopleuroida; Toxopneustidae
Product: WAS protein family homolog DDB_G0292878-like
Exons: 5
Coding region: 538-1014 (158 amino acids)
Source: RefSeq, a predicted model, not a curated record